AUGGACAGCACGAUGAUGCAGCUGCGGCAUUCGGCCGAUAGUUGGUCGAUGUCGGAAGUCCGAUCACUCGUUCAUACGUGAGUUGCAUCUAAUGUAUAAUCGAUCGAUUUAAGUAUUCCUUCCAGGCACGUGUGGACGGUCCGAGGGUUUUCACAGCUAGAAUGCAGAUAUUUGGAGACUAGCGCCAAGAUCAAGGACAUGAUUGUGAGUUUAUUCAGCUGGCAGACCCACCGUUCUCCUGCUUUUUGUGCUUAUGGAUCAGCCGUGCCCCGACUGUAGUCUGAUCAUUAUAAAUUCGUUCCCACAUCGUGACGUUAAAUUUGGCCUUUCCAGAACAGUGAUCGGUUGCAGGGACCGCAGACCAGCCAGCCCGCGAGUUCGGGAGCACUGCCAGAUUUGCCAGAUAUCACAUUCCGAAUUAGGCUGCAUCCGCAGGGAAACAAAGAGUCCAACAAGGACUUUACGUUCUUCCAGGUAUCCAAUGUAAGAAUUUUUGUGAAAGGAGCAAUCCUUACAGUGUUUCACUAACCAGAGUUCUACGACUCCUGCAUCGACGUACAAGGCGAAGUUCAAGUUCACCGUCAUAAAUCAUCGAGGAGAAGAAACGCCAACUACAGUUUAUUCGGGGACGCAGCAAGUGAGUUUUCUUCUGACCGAGAUUAAAUAAAAACGGGCGGUUUCAGUUGCACGGAUACUUCGAGUACAUUCGCAGGGAAGUUCUCAUCUCGCACGUUCAGCCGAACGAUGAUCUCCAUCUCUCGCUUAGUAUCACUGUCACGUUCGACACAUUGACCAAGUGAGUCGCUUUCAACCAUAUUUCAACACAUUUGAACACUGGAAUUCAUGCUUGUUCAUCUUAAAUUAUUUGAUUCUCUCUUAUGUACUUUGUUCUGUUCUCUUCUAUUGUCCUGACACCUUACCUUUCAAUGUCAAAUGAAUAAACGAAUCAAUCGAUGAAGUUGUUCCCAAUAAACCAAUGUUCCGUUUCAGAGCAUCGCAGAACGUCAGGACGAUCCCACCAGAGUUGCCGCAGCCAAUCGAAGUGUCGAAGGAUUUGGAAAAUUUAUUUCGGAGUGGGAAACACGCCGAUUUCACCCUUAUCGUCGACGGGAGGGAACUGAAAGCUCACAGAGCGAUUCUUUCCGCCCGUUCUCCAGUCUUCGCUGCCAUGAUGGAGCCGCACACAGCCGAAUCGCAGAACUCGCGGGUUGUCCUGGAGGACAUGGAUUACAAUGUGAUCCAAUCGCUUCUACACUACAUUUACACUGGAAGCUGUCCGAAUAUGGGUCAUCAUGCCCUUGAUGUACUCGCCGCUGCUGAUAGAUUUGCUCUGCCGGGCCUCAAAAAUCUGGCGGAAGUGGUAAGUGAACCAUUUCAAUCUCAGUUAUCUUCUAAUUGUUAGUUUUACAGGCAAUGAGAAGUAAUUUGGCUCCGGAUACAGUAUGCAAACACCUCGCGCAUGCUGACCUUUUUCACAUGCUCGAGUUCAAAAAAGAGGCGAUAAGGUUCAUUUGUCUGAAUGCAACGCAAGUCAUAAACGUGAGUUUAAGGUUUCUUCGUUUUUUGAAAUGCUAUUUUUGUUGGUUUCAGUCAGAAGGAUUCGCAAAUCUGGCACGGAACAGUCCUAACCUGAUCUCAGAAAUAAUGGGGUUCAUGUGCAAUGAUCGGAACAACGGAUCAUCGCUUUACGGUCGAGAUGGCAAUUGUGAGUCAUAAACUGUUAAAUCAGUCGGUCAAGAAGCACUUUUCAGUGGAACCUUCCAGCAAACGAGCCAGAAUGACGGAGACGAAUCUCUGA
Caenorhabditis sp. 36 PRJEB53466 is the source of this 1798-nucleotide messenger RNA. The record is from the annotation of a GenBank genome assembly. Lineage: Eukaryota; Metazoa; Nematoda; Chromadorea; Rhabditida; Rhabditidae.